AAAGGAACAUGGCGUCUAUGCCAAAUUACAGGACCUGAGUUGCAGACAGGGAAUUAUACAUUUCAUAUUCAUUCCAUAUCUAAUUUCUGCACCAGUUCAACUAAUUUGCUGCACGAUGCAGAAGAUAAAGUCUCUAAUGGCCCGACAGGGUCUCAAAAGCCCACAGGAGAGCAUGACAGAUCUGAGCCCCGUUGAGAACUUCAGGAUUCCCAGCAAGGAGGAGCUGAGGGAGAUGAGGGAGCAGCCAGUGGACCCACAGGCCGAGCAGGAGAUCAUCAACAGCAUCGAGGAGGUCUACUUCUCCGGCGACUCCUUCGACAUGGUCCGGCACGAGCUGGAGAAACUCCCUCCGGAACUGAACCUUCAGGAACUGGAAGAGUACAGAGACAAACUGAAAGGGCAGCAAGCAGCGGUCUCCAAGAAGGUGGCAGACCUCAUCUUGGAGAAGCAGCCCUCCUACGUCAAGGAGCUGGAGCGAGUGACGUCGUUACAAACGAAUCUGCAGCUGGCAGCAGUGAUAUGCACCAACGCAAGAAGACAGCUUAGUCUUGCAAAGGAGGGCUUCACCGAAGCUAGUCUGGGGCUGCUGGCCAAUCAGAGAAGGAGACAGCUGCUGACCGGGCUGCUGAAGUCACUGAGGACCAUAAAGACUCUGCAAAGGACCGACGUGAGGCUGAGCGAGAUGUUGGAGGAGGAGGAUUAUCCAGGUGCAAUCCAGUUGUGCUUGGAAUGCCAGAAGGCCGCCAGCACAUUCAAACACUACAGCUGUAUAAGUGAGUUGAAUUCAAAGCUUCAGGACACCCUGGAACAAAUAGAGGAACAGCUGGACGUCGCCUUGUCGAAAACCUGCAAACACUUUGAUGUCACCCACUACACCAAAGUUCAGCUGGCGUAUACCCUCCUGGGAAAGACGCAAACCGCCAUGGACCAGCUGCACAUGCACUUCACCCAGGCCAUCCACAACACAGUGUUCCAGGUGGUUCUGGGAUAUGUGGAGCUCUGCGCUGGCAACGCCGACACCAAGUUCCAGAAGAUGCAGUACAAAGACCUGUGCACGCACAUCACUCCAGACAGCUACAUCCCGUGCCUGACUGAUCUGUGCAAGGCAUUGUGGGAAGUGAUGCUCAGCUACCAUCGGACCAUGCAGUGGCACGAGGAGCAUGACAAUGAGGAGGCGUCACCUGCACCAGACGGUAACGACACAGCGGGGUCGGACGAGUCCAACCGCAGCUACGUGAAGAAGAAGCUGGAACACGGGCUGACGAGGAUCUGGCAGGACGUCCAGCUGAAAGUGAAAGCCUAUUUGCUGGGAACGGAUAUGUCCAACUUCAAAUAUGACGACUUCAUCUUCGUGCUGGAUAUUAUCAGCAGGCUCAUGCAGGUGGGGGAGGAGUUCUGCGGCAGCAAGUCCGAGGUCCUGCAGGAGUCCGUCAAGAAGCAGAGCGUCAACUACUUCAAGAACUACCACAGGACCCGUCUGGAGGAGCUACGGAUGUUUCUGGAAAAUGAAACAUGGGAGCUGUGUCCUGUCAAGUCAAACUUCAACAUUGCACAACUCCAUGAGUUCAAAUUCAUGGGCCAGUCGCGGUCCCCGUCCGUAUCACCGAGCAGACAAGCCUCGGCUGCCAACGUUGCCGACACCUCCCUCUUCCAGCAGUACUACCAAGGAGGGAACCCUUUCGAGAUGCAGAUCGACAACAAGGAGGACGAGGCGGAGGAUGUGCUCGCCUCCAAUGGGUACGAGUCGGAUGAACUGGAGAAGAACGUCUACCAGGACUAUGACAGUGACAGCGACGUCCCCGAGGAGCUGAAGAGGGACUACGUGGAUGAGCAGACGGGAGACGUGCCUGUGAAGAGCGUGUCUCGAGAAACGCUAAGGAGCAGGAAGAAGUCAGACUACUGCCUUAAUAAGGUGAACGCCCCCAUCCUGACCAACACUACCUUGAAUGUAAUCAGGCUGGUUGGAAAGUACAUGCAGAUGAUGAACAUUCUGAAGCCCAUCGCCUUUGACGUCAUCCACUGCAUGUCCCAGCUUUUUGACUACUACCUGUACGCCGUCUACACAUUCUUUGGACGAAAUGAUAUGUAUGAAUCAUCGGGGCUGGGUCUGAUCAGCAGCAGGCUGCGGACGACACUCAACAGGAUCCAGGAGAGCCUCAUCGACAUGGAGGCCGCGGGGGAGAAUGCAGCCAGCCACGGGCCCUCAGAGGAGCGCAAGGAGAAGGUCCCCAGCCCCCACCUCAGCCAGCUGGUGGUGCUGACCGCCAGCGGCACGCUGUACGGCCUGGCCGAGAGGGUGGUGGCCACGGAGUCCCUGGCUUUUCUGGCGGAGCAGUUUGAGUUCCUGCAGCCCCACCUCGACACCAUGAUGCCUGCCGCCAAGAAGCCCUUCCUGCAGCAGUUCUACUCUCAGACGGUGUCUACCGCCAGCGAACUGCGCAAACCAAUCUACUGGAUCGUGGCGGCCAAAGCCAUAGAUUACGAACAGAUGUUGCUGCUCAUGGCAGGCGUUAAAUGGGACAUUAAAGAAAUAAUGUCACAGCAUAACGUAUACGUGGAUGUCCUUUUGAAGGAGUUCGAGCAGUUCAACAAGAGGCUGGGGGACGUGUCCAGACACGUCAGGAUUCCACUUCCUGUGUCCAACGUCCUGUGGGAGCACUGCAUCCGAUUGGCCAACCGGACUCUGGUGGAAGGCUACGCCAACGUGAAGAAGUGCAGCAACGAGGGCCGGGCUCUGAUGCAGCUGGACUUCCAGCAGUUCCUCAUGAAGCUGGAGAAGCUGACCGACAUCCGGCCCAUUCCCGACAAGGAGUUUGUGGAGACCUACAUUAAGGCUUACUACCUGACUGAGAACGACAUGGAACAGUUCAUCAAGAACCACAGGGAGUACUCCAUGAAGCAGCUGACGAACCUGGUCAACGUCUGCCUGGGCUCGCACAUCAACAAGAAGGCACGGCAGAAGCUCCUGGCCGCCAUCGACGACAUUGACCGGCCGAAGAGAUAGUCACACACCCCCACGAGCGCCC
Molecule: messenger RNA, 3026 nt
Organism: Megalops cyprinoides (Indo-Pacific tarpon)
Lineage: Eukaryota; Metazoa; Chordata; Actinopteri; Elopiformes; Megalopidae
Gene: vps50
Product: VPS50 EARP/GARPII complex subunit
Exons: 28
Coding region: 116-3004 (962 amino acids)
Biological process (GO): retrograde transport, endosome to Golgi; endocytic recycling
Cellular component (GO): EARP complex
Molecular function (GO): SNARE binding
Source: RefSeq, a predicted model, not a curated record